AUGUGGGUCUUGAGAGAUGGCAUUGUGGUGACUGGUACGUUGUCGUGCGUUAUUGCCAUCCUGGUGAAGUCAGUUUAUGGACUGUUCUACAUGUGUACAGACCUCAUGUACGUCAUCCUCUUCCCCCAACUCACCUGUGUUCUCUGGAUCGGGUUCACCAACACCUACGGCGCGCUCACCGGCUACGCUCUCAGCCUCUUUCUGAGAGUGGCAGCUGGGGACACCCUGCUAGGAAUACCAGUUCUUAUUCAAUUCCCCUUUUACACAGAAGCUGAUGGCCAAUUGUUCCCUUUCAAGACCCUAACGAUGAUAGUCAACUUUGUGGCCAUCAUAUCUGUGUCAGCGUUCACAAGGCUUGUGUUCCGGCGAGGGUGGCUGUCAACCAGAUGGGAUGUGUUUAAUGUGAUGACGAGAGAAGAGGACGCCAAGAGGGCCGAAGAGCGAGGAGAAAGUCUGAUGAUGAAGGAGCGAGAGGGUAGUAACAGAGACCCUGGUUACGAACAGAAUGAAAAGAUGAAACUUAGGGAUAGCCAUUUUCAAUAG
Molecule: messenger RNA, 543 nt
Organism: Haliotis rufescens (red abalone)
Lineage: Eukaryota; Metazoa; Mollusca; Gastropoda; Lepetellida; Haliotidae
Product: high affinity choline transporter 1-like
Exons: 1
Coding region: 1-543 (180 amino acids)
Biological process (GO): choline transport; acetylcholine biosynthetic process
Cellular component (GO): plasma membrane
Molecular function (GO): choline:sodium symporter activity
Source: RefSeq, a predicted model, not a curated record